CCAGUUUAUCGCUCAAUUUAACUACGUCUUAGUAUUUACAAAAAAAAGUGACUAUUUUAUUCAAACCCAAUUCUUGAGAUCAGAUUCUUUUUUAUUCAAAUCUGAAAAUCAUAAUUAUGAAUAAAACAUUGACCUAAAUAAAAAAAAAGAAGAAAUACUCAUGGUUACAAAGGAAAUUAAUGAAAAUUCAGUUGCAGAACGUUUACAUCAACCUGUACCUUUAGAUUUAUCUUAUCAUUCAUCAAUUUCAAAUGAAUCAAAUAUUUCUAAUCAAUUAUCAAUUUCAACAAUAACAACACCAUUUAUUAAUAAAUAUGAUAAAUCUACUAAUAUACAAUUAAGUAGUUUACAACAUACAUGUAUUAGUAUACCAAUUAAAACAUCACAAUUAAAUGAUAAAUUCAAUAAUCAAUUAUAUUUUCCACAAUCAUCUAUUAUAGAACAAGUGAAUACAUUAUAUAGAUCUAAUUUAGAAAAAUUACAAAUGUUUUAUACAUUGAAAAGAAGUCAAUUAAAAUCUAUGAAUGAUUUAUAUCAUUCACCAUUAAUAACUAUACCACCACCUGAACAAUUAUUAGCAUUAACAAUGUUACAUAAUCAUAAAUCUAUUAAAUUCACUCCAAUAAUCAACACGAGUAAUAAUAAUAAUAAUAUUUCAUUGUUACCAAGACAAUUAAAUCAAACUAUUAAAAACGACUUAGUUACUAAUUUAUCUUCAACUAUUCCGUCAUUAUAUGAUAAUCAAUUCAUCGAUUUAAACAAUAAUAAUAAUAAUAAUAAUAAUAAUAAUAAUAAUAAUCAAUAUUGUAAUUCAAUUCCAUUUGAAUUAAUAUCGAUUUAUUUAAAAAUGUUAGAAAAAUCAAAAAAUUUUAAUGAAAUUUACAAUAAUGAUGGUAGUAACUAUUCCUAUGAAACUAUUUAUAAAUGGUUAUCAUUACGUAAGAAUAUUUAUACAACAAUCGAUAAAGAUUUAAAUAAUCCGCCUUUGAAUUAUCCAAUUAAAACAAAACUUUCACAAACAGUAGUUCAUGUUGAAAGUGAUAAUAAUAAUAAUAAUAAUAAUAAUAAUAACGGUAUUAAGAAUAUACCUAAGAAACAUAAAACAAUAACAAGUGUUUUAGAUGUAUUACCAUCAGAUAGUAUAGAAGUAGUACAAGGAUUAUUAUCAACAUGUGUAAAUCAUUUUACACCUAAACGUGAACGUUAUACAUGCCAUUUUUGUGGUAAACUAUUUCCUAGAUCAGCUAAUCUUACUAGGCAUAUACGUACACAUACUGGUGAACAACCAUAUAAAUGUAUACAUUGUCCAAGAUCAUUUAGUAUUAGUUCUAAUUUACAACGUCAUAUACGUAAUAUACAUCAAAAAGAAAGACCAUUUCACUGUAAUGUUUGUUUAAAACGUUUUGGACAACGUGCCAAUUUAGAGAGGCAUGUUCGAAAUCAUUUAAUCAGUAAAUAUCAUCAUCAUCAUCAUCAUCAACAGCAGCAUCAAUACAAGCCAUUAUUAUCACCUACAUGGUCAUCAUCGUAAUCAUCCUUCAUCUUUUCCACAGUGAACACAAAUUUUUCCCUAGAAUAACGUGAUAUUAUAUCAAGUAAUUCAAAUAGAGUUUAUCCUAUUGCUGUCCAUCAAUAAGACAGACAUUUCUCUCUAUGUAUUCUUAUUUAAAGCCUUUAAUAUUAGUGAUUUUAUAACUUUCUUCUCAAAUCAACCCUGAUAAAGAAUUUUGUUGAUCUUGUGUUCAUAUAUACACAUACAUAUAUGAUAUAGUUACUUGAUUUGAUGUAAUUUAUGUUUGUUUGUUUGUUGUUCACAUUGAUGACCAUGAUCUUAUGAUUGGUUUGAUCAAUCAAUUAUGUAUAUCUUGUCUUCUCUUCUUUUUACGUUGUUGUUGUUGAAAAGUAGUAAUAAUUGGAUGAUGUACUCGCUUCCUUUAGUUAUCUUACAUAAAAUACACCCUGUGUAGUGUAUAUCGUCUGUUAUCUGUCAUAUUCAUGAAUCUAUACAUGCAAAUAUAUACACAUUUAUAUACAGUUUAAUACAUAUACAUAUAUAUAUAACAAGAUAAGGAAAAGACUUCACAUUGUUGAUGAUAAGUUGUUUUUCUCUUUUUAGAUAAUCCUGUAGUUAUUAACAACCAACCAACCAAUCAAAUCAACAACAACAAACCAACGAACAAUCAA
Schistosoma guineensis is the source of this 2184-nucleotide messenger RNA. The record is from the annotation of a GenBank genome assembly. Lineage: Eukaryota; Metazoa; Platyhelminthes; Trematoda; Strigeidida; Schistosomatidae.